UUAAUAUGAUGAUUUCUAUAUUAAUGAAUUUAUUAAGUAUUACAACAAUUAUUUUGAGUGUCAUCAUGAAAGCACCUCAAAUUAUACAGAUAUACAAACAAAAACAAGCUGGAAGUAUAAGUAUAAGUUCUCUAUUUCUGGAUCUUAUCAACCUUAGUACAACAGCAUGUUACAACUACGUAAAUGGUUAUUCUCUUAUAUCAUACAUGGAAUAUCCAAUAAUACUUUUUCAACAGUAUAUACUCAUUGGCAUAGUGUUAUUUUACAACAAAAGCUUAAAUUACAGGAUUUUAGUGUUGAGUGUUUUGUACUUGGGACUAUACUGUGCAUUUUUAAAAGGAAUAUUGCCUUCUAUCGUCCUUACAGUAUUAGUACCUCUUGGGACACCGAUAUCGUUAUCAAGUAAAUGUUUACAAUUGAGUACCAUAAUAAAAUUUAAAAAUGCAGAUAGUAUAAGUUUGAUCACUUGGUCUAUUUCUGCAUAUACAAAUGCAGCGAGAAUAUUUACUAUAUUCAUGGAUUCUGCUGAUAAAAUGUUGCUCGUUAAUUUUUCUUUAAAUACAGCCUUAAGUACCAGUAUUUUAUUUGCUAGCUUUUACUAUAAAAAACGUUCUUACAAAUUUUUAUAAGAAUUAUUCAUCAGUUUUCUAACAGUCAUCGUUAAAUUUAGAUUAACAAAUUAUUCAUUUUUUAAUUAUUGGCCAAUUAAGAUUUAACAAAUUUAACCCCUACUUAAAAAUAAUCCAUUUCUUUCAGUCAAUUUUGUAAAAAAAGAAGGGUUUUGAAUCUUAAAAAGAAAAAACUAUAUUAAUGUAAGUACGUGCAGUGGCGUUUCUACGUAAGAGGCUAUCUGGAGCAUCUGACUCUAAAUCUUUUGAGGGUGUCUAGCCGAUAAACCCGAUAAAACUUGGGUAUAAAUGUAUUUAAUGUUAAUUACAAUUUUUUUUAUUGUUUAUGAAUGUUCUAAGUAUUUUAAGCUAGAAAUUUUCUUUCAAUGUAAACAAAAACUUUCUUUUUUUUUGUUGAACUUAAAAUUUUAGUAAAUCAAAUACAAUCUACUCCGAGGCACUUUUAACCCUUAAUACGCCACUGAGUAUAUGCGUUCUAUUCAGCUUAAUUGUAA
Daktulosphaira vitifoliae (grape phylloxera) is the source of this 1123-nucleotide messenger RNA. Its product is annotated as mannose-P-dolichol utilization defect 1 protein homolog. The transcript has 4 exons. Lineage: Eukaryota; Metazoa; Arthropoda; Insecta; Hemiptera; Phylloxeridae. The record is from RefSeq and is a predicted model, not a curated record. The coding region runs from base 6 to 629 and encodes 207 amino acids.